Molecule: messenger RNA, 1305 nt
Organism: Sipha flava (yellow sugarcane aphid)
Lineage: Eukaryota; Metazoa; Arthropoda; Insecta; Hemiptera; Aphididae
Product: CCR4-NOT transcription complex subunit 1-like
Exons: 6
Coding region: 1-1305 (434 amino acids)
Biological process (GO): nuclear-transcribed mRNA catabolic process, deadenylation-dependent decay
Cellular component (GO): CCR4-NOT core complex; P-body
Molecular function (GO): molecular adaptor activity
Source: RefSeq, a predicted model, not a curated record
AUGACGCUCACCACACUUGACCAACGGGUCAACAUUUAUUUCCAACGAAUUUUCAGCGAUCCAUCCAGCAAUGAACUACUGAAUAUUUUCAAAAGAUACCAUGCUUCUCAAGCGCCUCGUCAUAAGGAAAUUGUCUGUAGCAUGGUGAAACGUUUGAUCAAAGAUUUUCAAUUAUUCUCAUCAUACUCAGAUCGAAAUAUUUUCAAAAUGGCUAAUUUCGUAGGCGGAUUUAUAAAACAUGGACUUAUAUCUGAUAAAAAUACAUUGGAAACAAUCAUUAGAUAUAUAUUUUAUGAUUUAAAGAAUACGCAAAAUGCUAAUGCAUUUAAUUUCAGUUAUAUAGCAUUUAAUCGGUUUAAAACGAAAUUGAAAAAUUAUUCGAAAUUGUGUAUCCGGCUUGAAAAAAUCGAUAAAUUUGAUGAUUUUCCACUGGACAUUAUUGAGGACGUGAUGUACGAUGUGGUCGGGCUUGCAUCGCCGACAGGACGACAAGCCAUCGACGAACAAACGAUAUCAGAAACCGAUAACAGCGAGGAGGAAAACGAAUCGCGGUCCCAAGACGCGAUUAUCUGCCAGCAAACGCCAAAUCCGGAACAUCCGGAGAUCGCCAUAGUGGCCUAUGCGUCGCCAAAACCGGAACCUCCAGCGAUCACCACGGCAGUUGACGAUGUCAAAAUAAUCGUACCGUCCAAAGCUGUACAGGGCGAAAUUCGUUAUGUUAUCAACAGCCUGAGCAAAACGAAUCUCGAAACCAAGUGCAGGGAGAUAAAGCGUCUGAUCGCCAAAGAACACUUGCCGUGGUUAUCCAGGUACAUUGUCUUGAAACGGGUGCGACACGAAUUCAACUUUCACGAUCUAUACUCAAGCGUAUUGGAUAGUUUGAACAGCAAAACAUUGAACUCGAUGGUAUUAUCGGACACCAUCAAAAAAAUUAAGAUUCUGUUGAGAAGAAACAUAGGCAUUCCAAGUGUGGCGGAUAAAUGGCUAAUCAAAAAUCUGGGCCACUGGUUGGGCAUGAUCACUCUGGCGCAAAAUAAACCGAUAUCGAAGGAAGAUAUUGCCUUUGAAGACUUGUUGAACGAAGCAUACGAGAAAGGUGACGAAGAGCUGCUGUUCGUCGUGCAGUUGGUGACGAAAACACUCGAAUCUUGCUCGGAGGGAAACUACGGUCCGAACAAUCCGUGGACAAUUUCUAUAAUAAGCUGUCUGUUUGAAUUAUACAAGAAGCCUGAUGCGACGCUGCAAGUGAAAGUUGAAAUCGAAAAGCUGUGCAAAGCGUUAAAUAUCAAGCUCAAGGUUAAUUAG